Messenger RNA from Lodderomyces theae, 246 nucleotides. RefSeq lists its product as uncharacterized. Bases 1 to 246 code for a protein of 81 amino acids. The record is from RefSeq and is a predicted model, not a curated record. The transcript has 2 exons. Lineage: Eukaryota; Fungi; Ascomycota; Pichiomycetes; Serinales; Debaryomycetaceae.
AUGUCAGAUAAAGUGUGGGGAGAUAAACCAAUAUAUUUCAAGCAGCCAGUAAGAUGGCUCAGAUAUCACGCACAUGUUAACCCAGCCCUUUUCGUAUCAGUGGCAAUGGGAGUUGCAGCUCCAGUGCUAUUAUUAGCUACCCCAUUGAGAAGAAAGUAUUUAUAUGCUGACCAUGAACCUAUUCCUUUGGUUUACCCUGUACCUAAUAGGCCCAGGGAUGUGAAUUUGAAAGGGUAUGAUGAUUAG